Messenger RNA from Macrosiphum euphorbiae (potato aphid), 390 nucleotides. The record is from the annotation of a GenBank genome assembly. NCBI's taxonomy places the organism in Eukaryota, Metazoa, Arthropoda, Insecta, Hemiptera, Aphididae.
AUGCCUCUCACUUGCUUUAUUUGCUCAUCGGCUAUUAACCGUGUUACUACCUAUUUAACUUGUUGUGGCUGCAAGAAAACUACAGCACAUAGUAAUUGCAUUACUACUACUGGAUCCUCUCCUAAAAACGUAUCUACUUGGAAAUGCAGUAUUUGCUCUCCUUCUAAUUUUGAUUUACUCUCUAAAAUUGAAAAAUUGUUCGACCUAUUAAAUUCUACCAAUGAAAAAUUAGAUCGGGUUGUAGCUGAAAAUUCUCGUUUUCAAGAAAAAUUAUGCGUACUUGAAUCAAGAAUCGUCAAAUUAGAAUCAUAUCCAAACACUAAUGCCAACGUUUCUUAUUCUGACAUGUUUAACGAACUACAUGAUCGCCAAUCACGAGAAAAAAUAUAA